This is a messenger RNA of Arvicola amphibius (Eurasian water vole), 9359 nucleotides long. RefSeq names its product remodeling and spacing factor 1 (gene Rsf1). The transcript has 16 exons. The record is from RefSeq and is a predicted model, not a curated record. NCBI's taxonomy places the organism in Eukaryota, Metazoa, Chordata, Mammalia, Rodentia, Cricetidae. Bases 156 to 4475 code for a protein of 1439 amino acids. Gene Ontology annotation, biological process: regulation of DNA-templated transcription. Gene Ontology annotation, cellular component: RSF complex.
GACACUCGCCGCCGCCGGGGCGUCCACUCGAGAGAGCGAGCGAGCGCCUCCUGUCGUCCGCACGGCGGCCCUGCCGGCCCUCGGCUCCCCCCGCACAACUCCUCCCGCCGCCGCCGCUCCCCCCCAUCCCCUCCUCCUCCAUCCUCCAGUUCAAAAUGGCGACGGCGGCGGCGGCGGCGGCGAUGGCUCCUCCGGGCUGCCCGGGUUCGUGCCCCAACUUCGCCGUCGUCUGCUCCUUCCUGGAACGCUACGGGCCGCUGCUGGACCUGCCCGAGCUGCCCUUCCCCGAGCUAGAGCGGGUGCUGCAGGCGCCGCCGCCGGACAUCGGCCACGGAGAAGUACCAAAAGAAUUGGUGGAACUCCAUUUGAAGUUGAUGAGGAAGAUUGGCAAAUCCGUUACAGCAGAUAGAUGGGAAAAAUACUUGAUUAAGAUAUGCCAAGAGUUUAACAGUACCUGGGCAUGGGAGAUGGAGAAAAAAGGCUAUCUUGAAAUGAGUGUGGAGUGCAAACUAGCACUCUUAAAGUAUCUCUGCGAGUGUCAGUUCGAUGAUAAUCUUAAAUUCAAGAAUAUAAUUAAUGAGGAGGAUGCUGAUACUAUGCGUCUCCAGCCAAUUGGGCGGGACAAGGAUGGCCUCAUGUACUGGUACCAGCUGGAUCAGGACCACAAUGUCAGAAUGUACAUAGAGGAACAGGAUGACCAGGACGGCUCUUCGUGGAGAUGCAUUGUCAGAAAUCGAAACGAGUUGGCUGAGACUCUUGCACUCCUGAAAGCACAAAUUGAUCCUGUACUAUUGAAAAACUCUAGCCAACAGGAAGACUCUUCCCGGGAAAGUCCCACUCUAGAGGAUGAGGAGACUAAAAAAGAGGAAGAAACACCUAAACAAGAGGAAUCGAAGGAAAAUGGAAAGAUGAAAGGUGAUGGGCAGCCAGGAGAUCCCAUCAAGCGCUCUGUGGCCAAAGUUCUAGAAGAGACAGCUGUGAAGACUGAAAAAGAGGACGGAAAGGAGCUCGCGAAACUUCCCGUCAUUGUAAAGCACGAAAAACCUCUGCCAGAAACAGAGGGGAAAAAGACCAUUAGGGAGGAAAGCGAUUCCUUCAAGGAAAAUGUCAAACCCAUCAAGGUAGAAGCGAAGGAAUGCAGAGUGGACUCCAGGGAUCUCAAGGUUAGCUCAGAGAGACUGGGCACACAGGAGCCCGAGCGAGUAGACUUUGGUGGCAGCAUCCGAUCUUCUCAGGACGUCCCAGAGAAAUCUUCUGAGGAAACAGAGAAGCUUAGAAAUGACCAGCAAGCCAAGAUACCACUCAAAAAGCGUGAAAUUAAGCUGAGUGAUGAUUUUGACAGACCUUUGUGUAAGUCAGCUACUCCAACAAAAGAAUUUUUGAAAGAUGAAAUAAAGCAAGAGGAAGAGAGUUGUAAACGGCUCUCUGCCACCAGUGCUCUGAGUCACGAAGGGAAACAGCUAGUGAAUGGGGAAAUUAGUGAGGACAAGUUAACUCCAACUCUUAAGCCGGAACAGAUGGAGACGCAGCUUUGUGAGACAAAGGAAGAUGGUUCUAGCAUCCCCUCUAAGGACGGAAAUGCUGUCACGGAGGGAGAUGGUGCUGAGAGCUUCAAUUCUGUCUCAGCAAGCUCAAAGAUAAAUGAGCUCGAGAAAGAAGUCCCUUCAGGAAAUGGUGUAGAUAGCUCUGUGUCUACCGUAGAGAGCCUCAGUCAGAAAGGAAGGUCAGAGGAGUCUGUGCCUCCAAACGUGGAAAUGCCUCUUGAGCCUUCGGAGACAGCGACCGAUCUCUCUUUAAAACCCGCACCAUCUGCUACUGAAUCCUGCACAGCAAAAGUCGAAGAGAAGGCCCCCAAAAGUAAGAAUGAGAACCACACUCCAGGCAUAGAAUGCCCGGAAAAGGUGGAGAAGGCCAAAAAGACUGUUGCUGAUAAGGAAAGGCUGAGUCCAAUACCCGAGGAGGUUGUAAGGAGUCCUCAAGAAUCAGAAAAGCCAGGGCCCUGUGAGGUGGCUGAAACUUCCCUCCCACCCGAGAUGACUGGCCCCAAGGAGAAACUGGCCUCAGAAAAAAAAGAAUGUCUAGAGAGUGGGUCAAGUGAAGGUCAGUCCCUUGAAAAUUCAAGCCCAGAAAUUCUAAAAGAGGAUUCUGAGUCCAGGAAGGUAGAAACGGCUAGUCUGGACAUGGUCCAGGCCUCUGGCGUGGAGGGUACUUCUGAGACCAGGAAGGCAGAAACAGCUAGUCUGGACAACGUCCAGGCCUCUGAGACAAAGGGCUCUGCGCAAAAGAACAAAUUCAAAUAUAAGGUAGUUCCUGAAGGAGACGGCCCUGCUUCAGAAAACACGGAGAUCACCUCUGAAAGGCAGAAGGAAGGCAUCAAGUUGACGAUUCGGAUCUCUAGUCGGAAGAAGAAGCCAGAUUGUCCCCCACAAAUUGUAGACUCUGAAAGCAAGGAAGAGAAGGUGGGGAAGGAAGAAGAGAAAACAAGCGUGGGGCGCACUUUAAGAAGGUCUCCAAGAAUAUCUAGACCCACAGCCAAAGUAGCCGAGAUCAGAGAUCAGAAAGCCGAUAAGAAGAAAGAAGGAGAAGAUGGAGUGGAAGAUGAGCCAGCAGCUUUGCAGAGAACAGACAAGAAGGAUCACUUGAAAAAAGCCGAGAAGGAUACAAGUUCUAAAGUGAGCAAGGUAAAACCCAAAGGCCGUGUCCGCUGGACUGGUUCGCGGUCGCGUGGCAGGUGGAGAUACUCCAGCAACGACGACAGUGACGGCUCUGACAGCGAGAAGUCCUCUGCGGCCUCGGAGGAGGAGGGCAAGGAGAGUGAGGAAGCCGUCCUUCCAGAGGAUGAUGAGCCAUGCAAGAAAUGUGGCCUCCCGAACCACCCAGAACUAAUUCUUCUGUGCGAUUCCUGUGACAGUGGCUACCACACCGCCUGCCUCCGGCCUCCUCUGAUGGUCAUCCCUGAUGGAGAAUGGUUCUGCCCUCCUUGCCAGCAUAAACUACUGUGUGAAAAAUUAGAAGAACAGUUGCAAGAUUUGGACGUUGCUUUAAAGAAGAAAGAGCGUGCUGAGCGAAGGAAAGAACGCUUGGUGUAUGUUGGUAUCAGUAUUGAAAACAUCAUUCCUCCACAAGAGCCAGAUUUUUCUGAAGAUCAAGAAGAAAAGAAAAAAGAUUCAAAAAAAUCCAAAGCAAACUUACUAGAAAGGAGAUCAACAAGAACAAGGAAAUGCAUAAGCUACAGGUUUGAUGAGUUCGAUGAAGCGAUUGAUGAAGCUAUAGAAGAUGAUAUCAAGGAGGCUGAUGGAGGGGGGGUUGGCCGAGGAAAAGAUAUCUCCACCAUCACAAGUCACCGUGGGAAAGACAUCUCCACUAUUUUGGAUGAAGAACGAAAGGAGAACAAACGGCCUCAGAGAGCAACGGCUGCCCGCAGGAAGAAGCGCCGGCGACUUAAUGAUCUGGAUAGUGACAGCAACCUCGAUGAGGAGGAGAGCGAGGACGAGUUCAAGAUCAGUGACGGGUCUCAGGAUGAGUUCGUUGUUUCUGAUGAAAACCCAGAUGAAAGCGAAGAAGAUCCGCCAUCUAAUGAGGACAGUGACGUGGACUUCUGUGGCCGCAGACUGAGGCGGCAUCCUUCUCGGCCAAUGCGGCAAAGCAGGCGGUUGCGGAGAAAGACCCCAAAGAAAAAGUACUCUGAUGAUGAUGAAGAGGAGGAGGAGUCUGAGGAGGACAGUAGAGACUCUGAAAGUGACUUUAGCGAUGCCUUUAGUGAUGAGUUUGUGGAAACCCGGCGAAGACGGUCAAGAAGGAACCAGAAAAGACAGAUCAACUACAAAGAAGAUUCAGAAAGUGAUGGUUCCCAGAAAAGUAUACGGCGUGGUAAAGAAAUCAGGCGAGUCCACAAGCGCAGGCUCUCCAGCUCAGAGAGUGAAGAGAGCUAUAUGACCAAGAACUCUGAAGAUGACGAGCUAACGAAAGCACCUAAGCGAUCUGUUCGGAAACGGGGCCGAAGCACGGAUGAGGAUGAUGAAGAGGAAGGCAAACCGUCCCGCAAGCGGCUCCACCGCAUUGAGACGGACGAGGAGAGCUGUGACGAUGCUCGUGGAGAUGCAGAGCAGCCUCCCCACGACAGCCAGCCCAGGGCCCUGCCCUCAGAGCAGGAGAGCAGCAAGAAGCCCUACCGGAUAGAGAGCGACGAGGAAGAGGACUUUGAGAACGUGGGCAAAGUAGGGAGCCCAUUGGACUACAGCCUAGUGGACUUGCCUUCCACCAACGGACAGAGCCCAGGCAAAGCCAUUGAGAACUUGAUGAGCAAGCCAGCUGAAAAGUCCCAGACCCCCAAGGACAGCGGCACGGCCAGUGUGAAUCUAGCCCCCAAUGGGACAAGUGGUGGACAGGAGGUGGGGGCCCCAGAGGAGGACGAAGAUGAGCUUUUGCGAGUGACUGACCUUGUGGAUUAUGUCUGUAACAGUGAACAGUUAUAAGACUUCUUUCCAUUUUUGUGCUAAUUUAUUCCACGGUAGCUCUCACACCAGCGGGCCAGUUAGUAAAAGCUGUUUAAUUUUCCUAGAAAAUGCCACUACAGAACGACUUUUUACAAGAGAAAUUUCAACAAAUCCUGAAGUCUUUCUGUGAAGUGACCAGUUUUGAACUUUGAAGAUUAAUAAUUGCUGUAAAUUCCUUUUGAUUUUCUUUUUCCAAGUUCAUGGUCCUUGGUAAUUUCAUUCAUGGGAAAAAAAUCUUAUUAUAAUAACAACAAAGAUUUGUAUAUUUUUGACUUUAUAUUUCCUGAGCUCUCCUGACGUUGUGGAACUGUGGAUACGGAUGCAUUCCAAGGCUGAGGGCGGGAGAAGCACCCGGGCUUUAGCUUUUCAUAUUAAAUAUAUGUUAUAUUUAAACGCUCAUGGCAUAGAUGGUGAUUAACAAACUGUUUAAGGGUCAGUCUACUGUUGCAGUUUGAGAAUUGUAGAUACAACAUCGUACAUACGUCACUUAGUAGUGGUAGCCUUCGUGAAAUCAGUUUGUUUGCUCUUGGAGUUACCACACACUAAUAAAGAAGAGACCAUGGAAGUACAUGAUAUCAACACUUUACCCUAAGUUUCUGUUAAGGUAGAGUUUCUUGUUUAAAAGAAAAUCAGACACACAAAAUCAUCUGAAAAGCAUCCGUAUAGGAAAUGGUAUAACGGUGCUGCGGCAGCCAGAUCGUGCUAGCAGCGAGUCCGGAGUGGGUUGUCUGCUGUGGUCCUAUGGUGGCCCCUGCACUGUGUCUGGUGGGAGCUGGUGCAGAGUGAGCGUGGGCCUUCCUGCCGUGCGGGUAGCUCUUCCGGCCAUGUGGUGUUAACUAGCUGAGAUGUGAUUUGAAUAUAAUCAUCUAAACCUAGCCUAUGUGGAGAUGCUAAGCUGACAGUGGUCUGUUAGCACAUCUGAAGACCCAAAAGGGAUUUUCAGGCGAACUCUCACUGGUCUGUUCUUACCCUUUAGUAUCUACUUCAAAUUGAAGUCUACAAACAAAGCAGUUCCUUUGAGAAGUUUUUAGUUUUGAGUUUAAGCUUGUGGUGCGUGUGCGUGUGCGUGUGUGUGUGUGUGUGUGUUGGAAUUUUUGUCCACCUGGAUACAUUAGCAGGAUAUGAAUGUAGUUCUGGCAUUUGGCCAAUCUGUACGUCUAUUAAAAUCCACUGAUAGUCACACAACCAACAGAACUGCGAGCCUCUGGUUUGCGUCCAUUCUGAACCUCUCAACACUCGAAGGAUUCGCCCUUUGCUUCAGGAAUCAGCGGUUUCUGAUGAGCUAACGGGACAUGGCUGGCACUAAAACAGGAACUGAUCUUAGUUUCGGGCACAGUUGGGAAGUUUCAGGCACAGCCUUAAGCCCAUAUAGCUGUAGUAUUUGUGAUUCUUUCCGCCUGGCACGGCCUGACGCCUUCAGCACUGAUUCAGUGUGUGCCUUUGCCCAGGAUCCAGGUUCUCUGUUCCAGUGCUGUCUGCUGCUGGCCCAGGGAACGACGUUCUCUUCCGAGUCACUAACAGCUGUCAUUGGACUUGCAUCAUAGAGACCUCUCUGGAAACUUUGUGCUCCUGCUUUCUGUUCCUCGACAGAGACUGCCCUUAAAUCUUACCUUCUGGCCUUUAAAGUUUAGCGCUGAUUUUAUUUUUUCUGUUACUGGAUUUCUGUUUCACUUCAGUUCCGGAAAACCUGACCGAUGAUAUUUUUGCUUUGAUUCUAGUGAUGAACUUGUAUUUGCGUAACAAACAAUGAAAGCAGCUUAAAGAAAACCCAAGGAUGCAGCUGCUGCUACAGGCCCAGCUGUGGUUCUUUUUACCGUGCAACAGUUUUGUGCUGGGAGGACGGGUGGGCUGACAUGCGCAGGAAAUAAAGGACCGAAGGGAGUCACACUCACUUGUUAAGCUCCCCCUUUUAACUGUUGUUUGAAAACCAGCCAAGUAAACCUUUAACUGUCUAGAACAGACAGACAGAAGAACUCCUACUUGAGCAUGGUAAGUGGUUCCUUUCCCCCGGUCUCAGAAGGUCUCAGCCAGAGAGAGCCACCGUGCGUAGCAGCUCUCCCUGUGCCUGUCUCCACCUCUGCACACACCAGCUCCUGCAUCCACCUAUCAGUUCUCACUGUUUAUACAGACGAUUAGAAGCUGCAGACGAGUAGCUAAUGCAGCAGUAGCGGAAUGUGAAGUAACUUCUGUCACGGAAAACCCACGGUGAUUUUCACAGUAAAGACUGAGUUUCCCACUUAGCAAAUGCCCCAUUGACGGGUUCAGAACCACUGUGUGCUACCUGAUCCUCACUAAACUUGAGUGUCUCCCUUCUAACCUUACAUUCUCACUAACCAACUGGCUAUCAGUAGUAAUCCAGGCAGCUAAUCCAUACUAAUUCUUUCUUAGUAUCCAGAGAGUUCUGUUGCUUGACUUUUUUUGUUGUUUAUAUUCAGGUUUGAGAUCGAAUCCAGGUCUUUGUGCGUGCUGGGUAGAGCUCUUGCCAUGUUUAGUGUUUAAGACUCUGUCCCUCAGAGUCUGUUAACUCUCAGAAGUACUCACUUGGAAUAUGCUCCUAGUGAGGUUUCUGUUGCUGCUGUCAAUAAAUGUGUAUCAAAAAUUCCAAUACAGCCAUUGAGAACUGGAGGAUGGAAAGGCAAGCAGUAAGUCGGGUCUUGAGAGAUGCAGAUUCUCAACUGAUCUGUAGAAUGUCCCUUUAAUAACACCAGUGACUCCCUGGCGCCUUGUGAAAUACAAGCAUUGAACUUGUCUCAGACUCUUGGUCUACAGCAUAGGCAUCGUGGAAGAAACAGUAGUAUUCAGAGCGUUUACUUUGCCAUGAAAACUCGCCAGAUUUGAAACAGUGUAGGAAAAGGACUCAGAUUGUACUGGUGUGAUGGCAAGUUAAUGUUUAUUGUAGAACGUUACUGCAAAGUGAUGUUUCCAACAGUACACAUAACACAAUGAGUACACAUAACACAAUGAGUACAUACAACACAAUGAGUACACAUAACACAAUGAGUACACACAACACAAUGAGUACACAUAACACAAUGAGUACACAUAACAUAAUGAGUACACACAACACAAUGAGUACACAUAACACAAUGAGUACACAUAACACAAUGAGGCUUCCUUGACAUCGUUUUCCAGUUUGUCAAGGUUGCAGAUUCAGAGGAUAAAGAAGAGUUUCAUUAAGAAUGAAUUCAUGUUUACUGGUAACUUAUUUUUUAAAAAGUGAUCUGCCAAAGAACCAAGAACUUCAGAUGCUAAUGGCAUUGUUGUGGGGGUGGGGGGAGAUUGCUAACAAUGUUCUCUUUUCACUUUCUAGUGGCUAGGACCUAUCCUAUAUCACAGGCAUUUAGGCAGAGUACAUAUACUAAGGAAAACGUGGACACUUUAGAGAGUGGGAAGGAUGGAGAAUGUGCUGGUAAUUUUGAGUGGGAAGGAUGGAGUUCCUGUCAGCCUCAUUUGUAGGCAGAGGUGCUAGCCACUGCUAACUGUUCUCUCCGGAGACAAAACAAAUCUUAACCUUCAGAUAAUGCUGUGACUCCAUGGCCCGCUGCCACAGCCAAGCCGGUCUCUGGUUCCUGCUUUAGAACAGGUGUUCAAACCAAGAGUUUCCUUAAGAGGAAAUGUGUAAUGUAUGCAACGUUCCGGAUGACUGCUAGAAUACUGAACUCAUCAUGAACUUACUUAUAAAUAGUUGUGACAAAAUUAUGAAUAUGAUUCAAUUAUAGAAAGUUUAGAGAAAAAUAGUUUUUCUUGUUGGUUUGACAUUCUCAGAAUAUAUUUCUGGUUCUCAUGAGAGUCAGAGAAUGCCAAGACCACAUGUGUGCUGUAAUCUACAUAGUCCUUGUCUGUGUUCAUAUGGUCCAUUAUUGAACUCUCAGAAUAAAUUCAUUCCUGUUUUAUCCUCCAUUCCCACUGUAAACCAUGGAGGUGGCACACUAACUGCCAGUGUGUGCUCUCACUGCUUGUCCCCGAUCCUGAAGGAAUAGGCCUUUGCUUUCAGUGGCUUUUAUUUAUUUUAUUUUUUGGUUUUUUGAGACAGGGUUUCUCUGUAGCCCUGGCUGUCCUGGAACUCUCUAUGUUGACCAGGCUGGCCUCUGACUCAAGAGAUCCACCUGCUUCUGCCUCCUGAGUGCUGGGAUUAAAGGCAUGCGCCACCACUGCCCAGCUUCAGUUUUUAAGCUUUGUUAUGUCUCCACUUAAUUUUCAGAAUAUUUCAAUCCACCUUAACUGAGUUAACAUCUUUGAGUGCCAACGUUUGCUAGGUAACUGGCUGCAUAAUGCUGAGGAUAACUUGACCCCAUGUAUCAGUCGUAAGCCAAGAUAAGGUAGCCCUGGCUUGGAAGCACUGGAUCGUGCACUCAGCACCUGCUGCUCACACCAACCCUCUCACACGUUGCUUAGAACGGUUCCCUUGGCAUUUCCGCCUUUCAGGCCGUGCCCACAACUUCCUGCCCUGUUUCCACACAUAUGCCACUUUGCUCGGGGAGACACUGUUCUGGCACAUUCGCUGCGAUCUUUUCAGUUCAAGGUGUUUUUAUCUUGCUGUUUUAGAUGUCUGUCCUAUAUACAAUAUAUGCGAAAGAACAUAAAUUACCAGAGGAAUGGGGAUUUACUAAGCUCUAGACAUUUUGAAUGAGGAAAAAUAAAAUAAGGAACUAUAUUUGUGGGUUUGUUUUCUUUUUCUGCCAAACUGGUACAAGCUAGAAAAUGUGCAAAGGACUGAAUAACCUGCCUUGUUCUUUUUGCCACUGGAUGAUUUACAUAAAGAACAUGCUGGUUUAACUAUAUAUUUUCUUGACUUUCAUCAGUUUCGGAAGGAGUCUGACUUAAGUUUUUGGGGUUUGUUGAUCUCUAUUUAUUCCGUCCUGG